Debaryomyces tyrocola is the source of this 693-nucleotide messenger RNA. NCBI's taxonomy places the organism in Eukaryota, Fungi, Ascomycota, Pichiomycetes, Serinales, Debaryomycetaceae. The record is from the annotation of a GenBank genome assembly.
AUGGCUGGAAGGUGUGUUGACGAGGCCUUAGAAUGUUGUGCGGGUUGGAAUUUCUUCAUUUUACAAGCAUUAUUCAUUCCGUUUGAAAUAACGGUUGUUAAUGGCAUGAUCCAUUUCUGGAGGGAUGAUUAUAAUCCAGCAAUAACACUCUGUGUCCAAAUUUUCAUAUAUGUUGCCAUUAACCUCUUUGCUGUUAAAUUCUAUGGGGAGAUUGAAUUUUGGUUAUCAAUGGGAAAAUUAAUAUUACUUAUUGGUUUAUUGUUUUUCACAUUUAUCACGAUAUCUAGUGGAAAUCCUAAACAUGAUGCCUUUGGAUUCCGCAAUUGGAAUGUUUCUGGCAGUCCUAUAGCUGAAUAUAUAAAUACAGAUAAUGUGGGAAAACUCGAUGGAUUUUUAGGUGCAUUGUUGGGUCUGGCCUGUUUUACGAUACUAGGUGUAGAAUAUAUAUCUAUGGUUGCUGCAGAAGCUAAAAAUCCAAGAAAAGUGAUGCCAUUAGCAUUUAAGACCGUAUUAUUCAGGUUGGCAUUAUUUUAUGUCGGGGGCACUUUAUGUGUAUCAAUUUUAGUAUCUUAUAAUGAUCCACUCUUCGUCAAAAUGACUUCGGAAACCUCCAAUGCAGCAGCUUCUCCAUACGUGAUAGCGAUGCAGAACAUGGGAAUUAAAGCUUACCUGACAUUGUCAACGUUCUUAUAA